Diospyros lotus (date-plum) is the source of this 3117-nucleotide messenger RNA. Its product is annotated as glutamate receptor 2.8-like. Lineage: Eukaryota; Viridiplantae; Streptophyta; Magnoliopsida; Ericales; Ebenaceae. The record is from RefSeq and is a predicted model, not a curated record. The coding region runs from base 46 to 2931 and encodes 961 amino acids. Gene Ontology annotation, cellular component: plasma membrane. The transcript has 5 exons. Gene Ontology annotation, molecular function: glutamate-gated receptor activity.
UCCUCCUCCUCCUCCUCUUCUUCUUCUUCUUCUUAUUCUUGCAAGAUGCUGCUUGUGUUACUGUUUUUGAUCAGUUUUUGCAUUGUGCCAGUGGUGGGUGGCCGGAAUGAUAGUGCUUCUGCGGCGGCGGCGGCGGCGGCGGCGGUGGAGGUUCAUGUAGGGUUGAUUCAUGACUCAAGCAGCAUCAUUGGGAAGAUGGCCAAGACAUCCAUAUCCAUGGGGCUUGAAGAUUUCUACUCCAUUCACCCUAAUUAUUCCACAAGGCUUGUUCUUCACCCCAGAGAUUCCAAGGGCGAUGUUGUUCGGGCUGCUUCUGCUGCUAUAGAUCUACUCAAGAACAUGCAAGUACAAGCAAUAUUAGGUCCACAAACAUCCACACAGGCAAAUUUUGUGAUUCGUAUAGGAAACAAAACUCAAGUUCCCAUAAUUUCUCAGGCUACCAGUCCUACCCUAUCACCAAAAGAAAAUCCAUAUUUCAUCCGGACGGCAACCAUAGGGUCCUCUCAUGUUGAAGCCUUGGCAUCUGUUAUCAAAGCUUUCAGUUGGAGGGAGGUAGUGUUAAUCUAUGAGGACAGUUGUUAUGGUAGUGGGAUAGUUCCCCACUUUAUUGAUGCUCUAAUAUCAAUAAACACUCAAGUUCGUUAUCGAAGUGUCAUUUCUACACUAGCUACAGAUGACCAUAUCUUUCAAGAACUCCACAAGCUCCAGACCAUGCAGACUAGAGUUUUUGUGGUGCAUAUGUUAUUACCUCUAGCUUCUCGACUUUUUUUUAAGGCAAAAGCAAUUGGAAUGAUGAGCGAGGGCUAUGCUUGGAUUACAACAGACGGUCUUACCAGUUUGUUAGAUUUUGUACAUCCUACAAGUAAAGAAGCAAUGCAAGGUGUAAUAGGCAUCAAGCCUUAUGUUCCAUGGUCCAAAGAGCUUGACAGCUUUAAGAAGAGAUGGAGAAAAAGAUUUCUCCAAGAGAAUCCAGAUAUAGAAUCUCAAUGUGAAAUAAAUGCAUAUGGCUUGUGGGCAUAUAGCAGUGUCAAGGCAUUAGCAAUGGCAGUGGAGAAAGCGCGAAUUGCAAAACCAAGAUUUAAGAAACCAAACACCAAUUAUGGACAUAAUUUGACAAACUUGGCUGCAAUUGGAACCUCAAAAUCAGGACCAAAGCUCCUUCAAUCAAUCCGGAACAUGAGAUUUAAUGACUUAAGUGGUGAAUUCAAUCUAAUUGAUGGAGAGUUAGAGUCAUCAACCUUUCAAAUAGUCAAUGUGAUGGGAAAACAAGAUGUGGAAAUUGGACUUUGGACUCCAAAAUAUGGGAUAGAGAACAACCUAAUACCGAGAAACAAGAAUCAUUACACAACCAACAAAGAAGAUCUCAAGGCCAUCAUAUGGCCAGGUGAAUCUAAUGUAGUUCCUAAAGGUUGGGAAAUGCCAAAAGGUGAAAAGAAGUUGAGGGUUGGUGUUCCUGUUAAAGGUGGAUUCUAUGAGUUCAUAAAAGUGGAAAAGGAUCCUAAAACUAACAUUAUCAAUGCCACUGGUUUUUGUGUCGAUGUGUUCAAAGAAAUCAUGGAUCAUUCUCUCCCAUAUGAUGUCCCAUAUGAGUUUAUUCCCUUCCAAGGUCCGAAUGGAGAUAUUGUUGAAAGCUAUGAUAACCUCGUUUACCAAAUCGCUCUUGAUAAAUUUGAUGUUGUUGUGGGUGACGUAACAAUCCUAGCAAAUAGAUCCAAUUUUGUUGAUUUUACAUUACCUUUCAUAGAAUGUGGUGUGGCAAUGAUCGUUCCUAUUGAGGAUAAUGAGCAAAAAAAUGUCUGGAUUUUCAUGAAACCCCUAACAAUGAAUUUGUGGUUAACAAUUGGAUCUUUCUUCAUCUUUAUUGGCUUUGUUAUAUGGGUUCUUGAGCAUCGUGUGAACAAAGAAUUCAGAGGUCCACCGCGCCAACAACUUGGAAUGAUAUUUUGGUUCUCCUUCUCAACUCUAGUGUUUGCCCAUAAGGAGAAGGUAGUCAACAACUUAUCAAGAUUUGUGCUUGUUGUGUGGGUGUUUGUGGUGUUGGUAUUGACAUCAAGUUAUACAGCAAGCUUAACAUCAAUGUUAACUGUAGAAAAGUUACAGCCUAAUGUCACAGAUAUCAAUGAUCUCAUAAAGAAUGGGGACUAUAUCGGGUACCAAGAGGGAUCUUUUGUUGGUGGAUUUUUGAAGGGUUUACGUACUAAUCCUUCCAAGAUCAAGACUUAUGUUAAUUUGCAAGAGUAUGAUGAAGCCCUUUCAAAAGGAAGCAAGAAUGGAGGAGUUGCUGCAAUCGUAGAUGAGCUCCCUUUUUUAAGGCUCGUACUUUCCAAAUAUUGUUCUAAGUAUGUUAUUGUUGGACCAACUUACCAGACCGAAGGUUUUGGCUUUGCAUUUAAGAAGGGAUCCCCCUUGAUACCAGACGUUUCAAGAGCCAUCUUGAGCAUAAAAGAGGGAGAAAAGAUAAACGAAUUUUUAGCUAAAUGGUUUGGCAAAGAGCAACACUGCCCAGGGGAGAAUGGCAUGGCAAUGACUUCUGGAAGGCUUUCCCUCAAUAGUUUCAAGGGACUUUUCCUCAUCGCUACCACCUCUUCCCUUUCUGCCUUCAUCGUAUUCAUGUUUAUCUUUGUACGUGACAACAAAGCCACUCUCGCGUCCACUGACUCCAUUUGGAAGAAGGUUGCUACAAUGGCUAAGAAUUUCGAUGAGCAAAAUGAUGGUUCAUCUAAUGGAUCCAAACGCUCGUCAAUUGCCUCAUCAGAUCAUGGAGGGACGACAGUUCCUACAACAACUAACACAAUUUUCGAUUGCCCUCAAAGUCCAAGUCCAACCACAAGCUAUAUGUUUCACAAUGCUGACGAAAUGUCCUCUCAAGAGGAAGGAUUUUCCACAACACAACCCAGCACACCAAUUCACGAUGGCAUAGUAACUAUCUAAUUUAAUUAUGAACAAGUUUGAUGAAUAUUACAAUCUUAAUUUGUACGUAUUUAUUUAGCAAUAAAUUAGCUAGACUUGCAUAUAUAUAUAUAUAUAUAUAGAAGCUUAAUUAUAAUUAGCUUUAGAGGUUUAUAUAUGUUGUAAAUUUUAGAUUUUAAUUGGUCAAAGAUAUAGAGUGUUUUUGAG